UAAUCUGGAAACCACAAAAGAGCCCUACCUGCCCCAAUUCUUAAAACCCUCGGACCCAGAAAAGCUUCUCCAUCGCCACUGAUUUCUAAAUAGGAGUUGGCAUGAAGCUAGAAAAUAUUAGACCAAGGUAAUAUGGAUAAUUCUAAAGUGGAAGUUGACAAUGAUCAUGCAAGCGGAUCGAAAGGAUCAAGCGUUGGGGAAAACAGUUUGGAUUCUGAAGAGUAUGAUGAUAUGUCUGAUGAUUCAACAGAGGAGGAGUCUGAUGAGAAUUCUGCGAGCUAUGGAAAAAUCCUUAUGGAUUAUCUUAUGUCUGAAAUGAUUGCUGAUAUGUAUGAUGAUUUUACAGACGACCUGUUCGAUAUUCUUGCAGCUAGAAUCCCUUCACUUAGCGCACUACGAACCUGCAAUAAGCAGCCAUCAGAUGACAAGACUAGUACGGUGUUUUAUUCAAUGAAUGUCCUCAAUAAUCUUACUGGUGUGAGGAUGUGGUCGCCUUUAUACGUUGCAUCGUUGACUCAUAUUCAGGCUCAUGUAACUCACAGAGAGGCAUUCUUAGCAUUUUCUGAUCCCGAGAAUAAGAUUUGCUACUUAGAGCACAAGACUAGCAAAAAGAGAGAUGAAUGAAUUGCUUAGUGUGUAUUGCUUUUGCUUAUUAAGAUGUUUUCCUAUUGAUUAUUAAGAUUUUAAGUUUGAUUCAUCUUUUACAAGUAAUCUGCAAGAGGAAUGAUCUCAAAAGAAGCUAAUGUAAUUCUAUCUGUUGUAAUUGUAGAGAAGACAUUUUUAAGUGUUAUUCUUACAGUUAACCA
This is a messenger RNA of Arabidopsis lyrata subsp. lyrata, 806 nucleotides long. RefSeq lists its product as uncharacterized. Bases 133 to 624 code for a protein of 163 amino acids. The record is from RefSeq and is a predicted model, not a curated record. The transcript is spliced from 2 exons. Lineage: Eukaryota; Viridiplantae; Streptophyta; Magnoliopsida; Brassicales; Brassicaceae.